Larimichthys crocea (large yellow croaker) is the source of this 968-nucleotide messenger RNA. RefSeq names its product ependymin. Gene Ontology annotation, cellular component: extracellular region; lysosome. The transcript has 6 exons. Gene Ontology annotation, biological process: cell-matrix adhesion. Lineage: Eukaryota; Metazoa; Chordata; Actinopteri; Sciaenidae. Bases 56 to 694 code for a protein of 212 amino acids. The record is from RefSeq and is a predicted model, not a curated record. Gene Ontology annotation, molecular function: calcium ion binding.
UGGCAACAUAUUUGCCUCGGUGUGCAGAGAGAAAGUGUAACAACCAUCGGACAGCAUGAGAGCCCUCAUCCUGUUUGUGUGCCUGUCAGUGGGCGGCCUGGCCUCUCCGAGACCAAAGCAAUGCACAUCUCCACCACUGCUGACAGGAAGCUUCUCUGUGGCCACUCAAAAUGAGAAGCUCAUGGGCUUUGCCAAGUACAGCUAUGAUGCUCUGAGAAAGCGCAUCCACCUCAGAGAGGUUGGAUCUUUUAACAAUAAGACGUUCCACAUUGAUCUACUUCUUCUCUACAAAGAGGGUGUCAUGUACAAGAUUAACUACAAGAACCGCACAUGUAGCAAGAAGCCACUCAGUGUAGAAUUCCACCCGCUGGAGAUCCCACAGAGUGCCUCCCUGCUGGGACAGGUUGUGUUGGGAAGCUCCUCUGGUCCUGGACAGGGAGUCCUGGUCAACACCUGGGCAGGAGAGCUGAAGCUGAAAGAGGGACCAGCAAAGUACAUGAGCACGGUCACUGAGUUUGGAUGCAUUCCAGUCAGCACUCUGUUUCACAGCAAAAAAAGUGGAUGGGUGGUGGUCAGCUUCUUUAACGUCAUCAUCGGACUAGUGGACCCUCAACAUCUCAUUCCUCCAAGUUUCUGUGAGGACGCCCGGCUGGAGAGUGGAGAGGAACCAAUAACCUUCUUCAACCUGUUUUAAAGCUUUUCAGAAAUGUGCACUUUGAUGAUGACUAUAUGACUCUUUGCACUACAUUAUUACUUUUUUAAUGGAAAUCAUUGCAUUGUGUGUAUUUCAACAACAAAAUAUAUGUGCUUAAUUCAACCAGUUAUUACAAAUACAGGUGAAGUGAUAUGUACUAUAUCAUUUCACUUGCUCUAACAUUAGAAACAUAAUCACAGGGUGGAUUUCAGACGUGUCUAUUUUGAGGUUUUUGUUCUUCAAGAUAUUAAAUGAGAUGUUCAAUGAGAUCCUG